GAAAGGAAAAACUGUUUCCGGGGAGCAAACAUGCUAGCGCGUCUCUGAACCGUCCGAGUUCUCACCUGCGACCAUAGCAUCUCUCCACCAACCUCUGGUCCGAACAAACGCCACACGUCAACCUUGACAGUUACGGCUAGAAGUGGGUAAAAUCUGGUACACGUGUGACAUUAUUACACGUGCGUGGACGUUGACCAAAGACCUCUCUCUCUCUCUCUCUCUCUCUCUCUCUCUCUCUCUCUCUCUCCACCCUGGCAUUUCCCCAUUUCGAUGGCAUUUUUCUACCUAAGCAAGAAAUUCCAUUUGUGCAUAAUGUCAUGGAUGAGCUGGAAACACAUCUACAGAAAAACAAUUGCAAAAGUGUGCUCUUGUUCCCCCCAUUACCUAGCAGACUGCGAUACCUAAUUCACAAGACCACAGAGGAUCUGCCAGAGCUCACCACCUUCUCUGUUGGGGACAGCUGGUGCCGCAGGGUGGUGGUCUGCCAUUCUGAGCUCAGAAAUGUAUUAGAAGAUGACAGUGAUUUUGAAAGUAACAGCUGCUUAUAUGAAGAGCCCCCAAGUAGCCGGGUGGAGAUGGAAGGCAACGUAAAGACUAAACCUUCAGUCCCAUCGCGGAGCCGAGCACCUAAAAGGCCUGACCAGCCCCUGUACAUGCCACGAGCUGCUCGGGAGAGACUAUCUUUACAAAACACACAAGGCCCCACAUCAAACACAGACUUAGAAAGCUCAGCUAAUUGUAGCAGCGCCUCUACCAGCAGUUCAUCAAACCCUUGUUCUUGUUCCGAAACUACAGAAAUUACAACAUUCUCAUCCACUUCCAACCAGGAAUCAUGCCUCGGUGUAGUGGAUGGUAUUCUUGACACUUCUGCAAACAGUUCAGUGCUGUGUCAUCAGGAGAAGAGGCAAAAGCAAGCACUGAACAUGCAUGAACAUGAGGGUCUUGUUUGGGAGCAGACGCAGUCCUGUUUCGCUGACAUGAACUUGGAGGAUGACAAGAGACAGGAUCUCGCUGGUGUGCCACACAGUGUUCAGCCAGAAGAUACCGACGCAGAUAACUUAAUUGAGCAGAUUAAGGCACAUCUGAAAGAAGCAGAUAGUGUUUCUAUUGAACACGUUCACAACGACUACUCCGUCUAUGAGAACAUUUCACUCAACUCGGAUGACUUUCGGCAUGUGAUCGAGAUCUACGACUUCCCAGCUAUGUUCAAGACAGAUGAUCUUCUGGAUGCUUUCACAGAAUACAGUGAUGGUGGAAUGAAGAUCAAGUGGGUGGACAACACACAUGCUCUGGGGGUUUUCUCCAGCGAGGCAGCAGCACUGCAUGCCCUCUCCAUCUGCCACCCAUUGCUGAAGGCACGAGCACUGUCUGAAGGGAGUAGAAAAGCCCAAGGGAGAGCUCUCAGACGGGCUGAAUUUAUCCAGCCAGUGAAGGAACGUCCCAGGACGGACUGUGCCGUUGCCAGGCGGAUGGUGACCAGAGCUUUAGGCAUACGGGGGCGAGGCAGAGUGCAGAGAUAUUGAGAUGAUUUAAGCCCAUAGUUGAACACUACAGAAAGGUCCAACAGAAAUCUGCCUCCAUUCACUGAAGCUUAACGGAUGAGGAGAUGUACGACUGCUGUCCAGCAAUGUUCACCUGCUUCAGCUGAACAGGUUGGCAGAAUCCACUGCCCCACGUCACUAACAUCCACCCUGCUGAGGAGUCUGAGCUAGACCUGAAACUACCAGCAGCCUCAGAGCUGAUGUACUCCAGCUGAUUCUGUUUGUUGCAGCUCCUACUAACUUUCAGCAUCACUAAUAAGGCACAUAUGCCUCAGCAUUAAAGAAAUGAGGAUAAAACAGAUUUUUCAGAUGGUUAUGAUGGUUCUAAAAUUAAACAAGAUAGUUAGAAUGUUAUUGCAUGUUAACUCAAAACUCAAGUAUGUUUCAUUCCCAGACUAUUUUAAAGAGGUUUUGUUUCCCUGUUGCCUGUGUAGUGCAGGAAAGGUUGCAAUAUCCUACAGAAGUGUUCAUAGGUUGAUUCUCAGUAUUGGGUGGCAUUAUGUUGCAUGUGAAUGUUUUCUAAUGUUUAGUUGAUUUUAAGAACAAACAUUAACAUUUUUCAUUUAAUACAAACUUACCAUGGGUAAAGUUUUUUAGUUUUUUAAUUGCCAGCAGUUUGAGCCUUGGAUACUUAGAAUGUCAGACCCUUUCUACUUGUCACAGUACUGUUAUUUGUCAUGUUCUCACUUGAAAUCUAUUUCACAUCUUUAAAAAACAAUGUCCAGACAGUGCCAUUCAGAAAGAAAUGGCAAAAUUUGUAUUUAUUAAAAAAAAAAUAAUAAAAAAAAAUUCUUUGAGCUGAAA
This is a messenger RNA of Melanotaenia boesemani (Boeseman's rainbowfish), 2345 nucleotides long. RefSeq names its product R3H domain and coiled-coil containing 1 (gene r3hcc1). Gene Ontology annotation, molecular function: nucleic acid binding. The transcript has 9 exons. The coding region runs from base 318 to 1523 and encodes 401 amino acids. The record is from RefSeq and is a predicted model, not a curated record. NCBI's taxonomy places the organism in Eukaryota, Metazoa, Chordata, Actinopteri, Atheriniformes, Melanotaeniidae.